AUGGGCGUCUCCAAGAAGGAGACCAUCAAUCCCAGACGGGGCGGCAGCCGCGGCGCUCAGAAGAGCGCGGCGCGCACCUCUGGCGCCGCCUCUGACGGUCCUUCGGCGUCGAAGAAGGCCAAGAGGAGCAUGAAGAGCGGGAAAAAUCCCUGGGAGGGUAUCCCCAACUGCCUGGCCGGCAAAAGUUUCCACUUCUGUGGCACAGGCAUGAAGCUGACGCUCUCGCUUCUCGCCCUGACUGCCGUUAACCACGGCGGCGCGUUGGAACUCAAGCUGGAGAACGCCGACUUUGUCAUUAUUGGCAAGAUUGGCAAUAACCAGCAAAAGACGAUUACCGAGAACGCUCUCGUUACUCUGACCGAGGCCGAGUUCAAGGAAUGGAUCGAGACCGGCGACGCGCCUACUUAA
Sphaerulina musiva SO2202 is the source of this 408-nucleotide messenger RNA. RefSeq lists its product as uncharacterized. The coding region runs from base 1 to 408 and encodes 135 amino acids. The transcript is spliced from 3 exons. NCBI's taxonomy places the organism in Eukaryota, Fungi, Ascomycota, Dothideomycetes, Mycosphaerellales, Mycosphaerellaceae. The record is from RefSeq and is a predicted model, not a curated record.